ACAUAAAAACUUGAUAUUUCACAUUCAAUAAUCGAAAAUGAAAAAAAAAACCAUAUGGAAGUUAGCAUCCUUAUUUCCUAAGUGCAAUACAAUUUGAUUAGAUAGAAAUUCGUUUUUAGCAAUUCAAUUAUCUAUGUUGUUUUACAUAGAAAAGAAAAUCCUUAAAUAGAAAAGCUUUGAUAAUCUAAGAUAAAAGAGAGUCGAAAUAUACCAAAGGGAUGUUCAAACUCAUAAGUCGAAAUCAUACCUACAAUGCCAUGGCAAAAAAAAAACGAAUAAUGACGAAAAAAAAACAACAGUACACAAAACACAACAUAAAAAACAAAAGACUGAGCAACUCGAACCCCAUCAAAAACUGGUGGUCAUCUCAGGUGCUCUGUAAAGGUAAACAGAUCCUGCUCCACAUGUUGCACUUGUCAUCCAACAUAAAUAUUUAAAACAUUGGUUCUAGCGAAUGAGAUAGAGUUAAGCAAAUUAUAUCGCUUUAAAUGGACAAUACAGUAAUAUUAUCACUAGAGGUUUAUUUCAUUUAAAUAAGACAAAAAGGUUUACUUGAGGUUCACUCGAUUGGUUUUAUCUAUUAUAAAUGCAACGCCAUAGAACAUCAUUCGUUUGGCUGUUUAGCGUUUAAUAGCUUGUUGCAAGGCGAAUUUCUGUUCACAAACCAUCCUAUUUAAUAUACUUUCAUUUUCCCACCUUUCAUCUCUGGCGAACGUCUUUUCGUAAGCCAAUCGUUCAGAUGUAUUAUUUAUUUUGUCUUGUCUAACAUGUGAAUAUUUGCAACCGGAAAAACAACAAUCAAUCAAUAACAUAUUGUCUAUAUUAAAAGUCAAUCUCUAUGGGAAUGUUAUUAGAAGAUGUCAGAGGUCAGACACUACCAGCAGUAGAAGUGUUCUCAUUGUCUAUCCAAGCGCUUAAAGAUCACAUGAUGCAAACUCUAUUGGUGAAGAACAUCAAAUUAGACGAUGACACGAACUGGAUAUUAACAGUACCCGCGAUAUGGUCUGAUACAGCGAAACUGUUUAUGAGAAAAGGUGCUGAAAUGGCUGGAAUAGCAGAGGACAAGUUAACUUUGGCCUUAGAACCUGAAGCUGCAUCAAUAUAUUGUCAAACAUAUCCACCACCAGGCAGCUUAGACAUAGUUAAUACUGAUUGCCAAUAUCUGGUCGUAGAUCUUGGGGGAGGCACUGUAGACAUAACAGCUCAUGAAAAGCUUCCGGAUGGGACAUUGAAAGAACUAUCGAAAGCUUCUGGCAAUAACUGUGGCGGAACGUCUGUUGAUAAAGAGUUUUUGCAGAUGAUGGAAGACAUAUUUGGACAUCAAGUGAUAGACAAGUUAAAACGGGAAUUCCCCGAUUCUUAUUUAAGUUUGAUAAGAUGUUUUGAAAACGUUAAAAGAACUGUAACACCAGAUAAAUCCGGAUUAGUCAAUGUGUCUAUUCCAAAUAUAGUUUUAGAUAAUCUCUGUAAAUCGGAAUAUCUGAAGAAAAUUGAGGAAGUCGUAGCAUCAUGUCCAAUAGCUUCUAGUAUACAAUUGAAGAAUGACAAAUUGCGAAUAGAGGCAAAAUUUACUAAAUCGCUAUUUAAACCUACAAUAAACGGUAUUAUUAGUUUGAUCAAGGCUGUGUUAGACGAAAACAAAAGUAAAAAUAUCUCACAUAUCUUAUUGGUUGGAGGAUUCGGUGAGUGUGCUUUAAUACAGGAGGCAGUGAAAUCUGCUUUUCCGGACCGAUAUGUUAUUGUACCAGAAGAAGCAGGUUUGGCUGUUCUUAAAGGAGCUGUUUUAUUUAGAUAUCAACUAAAUGCAAUAUCCUCUCGCGUAACAAGAUGCACCUACGGUGUGGAAAUUGUGAGAUCCUUUGAUCCGUUGACAGACGAAUUCCAUAGAAGGGUUUAUAAAGAUGGAAAACCCCAUUGUGAGAACAUUUUUUACACUUUUAUGCAGGCAAAUAGAUCAAUUCCAAUAGGAAUGAAGAUAAGGCAGACAUUUACUACGUCCAAAGAGUACCAAUAUGCACAUAGACUGCCUAUAUAUUACACACAUCAGGAUAAUGUACAAUUUACAGACGAUGGAACAUGCAUUAAGCUUGGUGUCGUAGAAGUGGAAAUUCCUAAUCCUACAAAACAUUUACGAGAAGUCACUAUCAUUUUUCAUUUUGGAGAAACAGAACUGAAUAUAACUGCUAUUGAUAAAGAAUCAGGAAAAGAUUGCCAAACAUCUUUUACAAUUUAUGAUUUUAUCUAGAAUAAAUAUAAUUUUAUAAUA
Mytilus californianus (California mussel) is the source of this 2266-nucleotide messenger RNA. RefSeq names its product heat shock 70 kDa protein 12B-like. NCBI's taxonomy places the organism in Eukaryota, Metazoa, Mollusca, Bivalvia, Mytilida, Mytilidae. The transcript has 3 exons. The record is from RefSeq and is a predicted model, not a curated record. Bases 839 to 2245 code for a protein of 468 amino acids. Gene Ontology annotation, molecular function: ATP binding; ATP-dependent protein folding chaperone.